Molecule: messenger RNA, 3180 nt
Organism: Leguminivora glycinivorella
Lineage: Eukaryota; Metazoa; Arthropoda; Insecta; Lepidoptera; Tortricidae
Gene: HisRS
Product: histidine--tRNA ligase, cytoplasmic
Exons: 10
Coding region: 166-1998 (610 amino acids)
Biological process (GO): mitochondrial translation; histidyl-tRNA aminoacylation
Cellular component (GO): mitochondrion; cytoplasm
Molecular function (GO): histidine-tRNA ligase activity; ATP binding
Source: RefSeq, a predicted model, not a curated record
UAACCUCUUUCUCAUGAAGUACGUGUUAUUACAGUACACGUAAAAAAUGAAAGGUACAAAAGCGAAAGGCUAAGCUAACUGCAAUUAUUUUAUACUCCAGUCGUUGUCGCAGCCUUGACGUUAUUUUUUGAAUGAAAGUGUUAUCCCUGUGUUCUGAUUUUAAUUAUGGCCGAUUCACAAGAAUUACUACUACAGCAAAUUAAAGAACAAGGUGAACUCGUAAGAAAAUUGAAGGCUGCAAAGGAAUCGAGCGAAAAGGCCUGCGUCUCCAACAAAGGCAGUCAACGAAACCAGUAUGAUUUGAUUGAAUUCGACAACCAUUUUUCACAAUAUAGUUAUAUUGGCGGCUAUACGCCUAGCAAUUGCGAUGUGAUUCUUGCUAAAGACUUAGAGAACAUAGAUUUUCGUAAAUAUGUGUAUAUCCGGAGGUGGUGGAACCAUAUGCGGAGUUUCAGCAAAGCUGAAGUAUCACAAUUCCCGAUUGUUCAGCCUCCUGAUGUUAUGAACUCAAAACCUAAAGGUGGUACAUGUUCUAUUGAAGCACAGAUAAAAGAAGAAGUAGCAAAGCUCCUAGCCCUUAAAUCUCAGCUAGCCCCAGAAGAUGUGGCCCCACAGAAGUUCACCCUCAAAACACCGAAGGGAACUCGGGAUUACACCCCGCAGCAAAUGACAAUAAGGAACGAGGUUCUGCAGAAGAUUAUAACGGUUUUCAAGAGGCAUGGAGCUGAGUGCAUUGACACGCCUGUUUUUGAAUUGAAGGAAGUACUAACAGGCAAAUAUGGCGAAGACUCUAAGUUAAUCUACGACUUAAAAGAUCAAGGGGGUGAGAUCCUGUCCCUGCGGUACGACCUCACCGUUCCACUGGCCCGGUAUCUGGCCAUGAGCAAGAUAAACACGCUAAAGCGGUACCAUAUAGCCAAAGUCUACAGGAGAGACAACCCGGCCAUGACUAGAGGGAGAUACAGGGAAUUCUAUCAAUGUGAUUUCGACAUCGCAGGCCAGUACGACCCCAUGGUACCAGACGCGGAAUGCCUACGAGUGGUCUCCGAGAUUCUAGACGCUCUGGAUAUCGGCAAAUACGUGCUGAAGGUCAACCACCGACGCCUUCUUGACGGCAUGUUCGAGGCGUGUGGGGUGCCUGCUGAGAACUUCCGGGCUACCUGUUCUACGGUUGACAAACUUGACAAGUUGUCCUGGCAAGAAGUGCGAACGGAAAUGAUAAACGAAAAAGGUGUGACCCUGGAAGCGGCGGACAAGAUCGGCGAAUACGUCAGACUGAACGGUGGCCCCGAACUCGCCGAGAAGCUGCUCAAAGAUGAAAAAUUAUCCAAAACUAAGGCCGCUGUCGAAGGCCUAGAAGGAAUUAAACUGUUGCUGCACUAUUGCGAACUGUUCGGUAUUAAGGAUAAGAUUCUCUUUGACUUGAGUCUCGCGAGAGGACUGGACUACUACACUGGAGUUAUCUAUGAAGCUGUUUUAACUCAACCAAUCAAAGUAGGCAAUGAGGAGCAAACCGUCGGAUCUAUAGCUGGUGGCGGUAGGUACGACAACCUAGUGGGCAUGUUAGACUCCAAAAAUAAACAGGUCCCGUGCGUGGGCGUGAGUAUCGGCGUGGAGCGCGUGUUCUCGGUGCUGGAGGCGCGCGCGGCGGCGGGCGCGCUGCGCGUGCGCACCACCGACGUGCAGGUGUACGUGGCCUCUGCGCAGAAGAACUUCCUCGACGAGCGCAUGAAGAUAUGCGCGGAGCUGUGGAGCGCCGGCAUUAAGACUGAGCAAUCAUACAAGAAGAACCCAAAAAUGCUGAACCAGCUCCAACAUUGUGAAGAAUCCGGCAUCCCAUUAGCCGUGGUCUUAGGAGACGACGAACUCAAACGGGGAGUCGUCAAGAUACGCAACAUCGCGACGAGAGAGGAAAACGAGGUCCCGAGAGACAAGCUGGUGGACGAGCUCACGGUUAGGAUAGCUGCGCUCAACACGGCCGUUAAUGGGAAUAAAUAAUUUUUCACCACACCAACUGGCAAAGGCUUUCUUUGCUAUUCGAAAACAGAUAGCAAAAUUGUAUUUUAUCCACAAGGGGGCAAAAUAAUUUCAUACAAAUUUUAACUCUAUGUCUUAAUCUGGCUGCAUAAAUUUGGUGAUUGGCUAUGUAUAUAGGUCUGUAUGCCUUCCUUUUUGUCCGACGUGAAGAAAAAGGAGGGCAUGUUUCCUAUAAUAAUAACAAUAAAUCCGUUUAUUGCAGACAACAUAUGGUACGAUUAAAAUAACAGUACAAUUAAAAUAAAUAAAUCACAGUUCAAAAAAAUACAUAAUUUACCAGCAGCCUAUGAUCAUAUUUAUAUGAUAGUGAACUAUCGGCCUGUCUCAUCAGAAUUCGUAGAACUCCAUCGUCCGAUUUCUUCCGUCAUUCUUCGGUUUCGGAUUGGAUUCGGAUCUGUUGAGAAUCAGUUUCAAAAUUAGUUAGCAUAAUCCAUACAGUGUGGUCAAUGUCUCAACAUUCGUCCUUAUACCAGAAACCGCGAUUAAGUUCCAAAUAUGUCAAGCUAAUGCUUACGAGGUCACCAAAAAGAAAAUUUAAUUAUUUGUCUGUGAUAUCUUGAAACGUUAAAACAUUGUAAAACUUCGUAUUGCAUUGCAUAGGUGCAUUAGGGUGCAUUAGGGUAAUUUCUAAAGUCGCAUAAAAAUCACCAAUAUUUCCAUCAUAUCAAGAUUCCCCUUUCGAAAUUACCCGAACAUUUCUGUCAUUCGAAAUUACCCUAAUGCACUUAUUCAAAUCGCUUGUAAUGCUCAUUUUGAGUAAUGCAUAUGAUAACACAGCGUGAAAUUUUCUUGAGAACUGGAUGCGUAGCCGAAUGGCACAAACGCUCAUGAAACGAAACGCUAGUAGAUAUCUAUCUCUAUCGCUCUUGCGUAUUGGCUCGACAGAGGCAUACAUUUCGCGGCGUUUCGUUUUCGUUUCGCGUCGCAGAAAUGCCAUUCCGCUAGGGCAUCUGUACUUGUAGUACCUAUGUUUUAACAAUUUAUUAUGUUCUUAAAUGUUUUUAGUUUUCAUUCUUUAUUAUUCACACGUUCGCAGAAACCAACGUCUAUAGACGUCUUUAUUUUCUAUUGCCGUUUUUGAUAUGAAAAGUAUGAAAAUACGUGUGGCCUGUUUUACCACAAUUGUCGUCCGACAGUAUAUAU